Salvelinus namaycush (lake trout) is the source of this 3168-nucleotide messenger RNA. RefSeq names its product ligand of numb-protein X 2b (gene lnx2b). The record is from RefSeq and is a predicted model, not a curated record. The transcript has 10 exons. The coding region runs from base 1028 to 3100 and encodes 690 amino acids. Lineage: Eukaryota; Metazoa; Chordata; Actinopteri; Salmoniformes; Salmonidae. Gene Ontology annotation, molecular function: protein binding; ubiquitin-protein transferase activity; metal ion binding.
CUCAAUGAAACUCAAACAACCCUUUCACUCCCUCUCUGUAAGCCACAUUCUCUGUCCAGCUCUCUCCUAUUAAACAUUUAUAGACUGUGUGCUUUUUAUGCUAUGGCAAAUAUGCAUACCAAAGAUUAGGAGGAAUUGUAUUUAGGCUAAUCUCUGUUUCGCCCAGGCAAGUCUAAACAUGCAUGUGUUGAUAAGGAGGCAUUCCGUCUACUCCAGUCAAGUGGGUGGUGUUUGUUUUGUUUUACACAGAAUUCCAAUUAUGGGACACACUUGACUUCAUCAUCCAUCUUCUGAAGUAAUCUCAGGUCAGGUUGAAUAUUUGUGAAGUCAUUGAGUCUGGUUAUGUGAAUUCCCAAAGAAGUGGGGCAGAACCUUGGUUAUGCUUCCUCUGCUUUGCCACAGGAUCCAUGACGCUUCUCCAUUACAAGACGAAGGAUCACUUGAGUAACGAGAAAGGCGGUGAGAGAGUGAGCCAUCCUGUUUGACCUCCGUGUGUGUGUGUACACUACAGCCUUGGUGUAAUUGCUCAGCCUUGGGUUUGGCCUCAGUGUUUUGCCUGCGCUAGUGCAACAUCAACAGUCUGAGUCCCCCCUCCCUCCACCUCUACAUCCCCUCCCUCAGUCUAGUCACACCACUCCCCCUCAGUUUGCCACACAGCUGGUGCAGUGCUGGGCACACACACAGAACCUUUGACUGUGUGCCGGGGAUGUAGAGCUCUGGUUUCAGUCAGGCUGCAGGCAGCCAGCACAGCUGUUGGGUCUGAGUUUCUUGUUUGCAUGCGGUGGCUGCCGACCGGCCGGGGCCCUUGGCAACGCUGAUAUCAGCUUCUCAGAAAUCUAGGAUGAAGACGUGAGGAGGAGAUGACACGCGGUGGAUCAGGGUUUCAACCUCAUCUUCACUUUGGGAUGUUUACCCCCCUUAUGAAAUAAACUAAGCAUAUCCUUUCAGGGAGACGAGGGCACAGAGGAAGUAGGACAGUGGAACAUUGGAAGUUGGACUUGCUAGCUAGGUACUCCAGCCUCUCGCCAUGACGGAGCCAAUGGUCCCCAGUAGCAGCAGCAGUGCUGGCCUAACAUGGGCAAAGAUGUGCAAGGAGUGUGGCCAGCAGCACGAGGGAGGCCAGGAGAACCACCUGUAUGAGUACCAGGAUGAGGUAGAUGACGAGCUGGUGUGCCACAUCUGUCUGCAGCCCCUGCUGCAGCCCAUGGACACGCCGUGCGGACACACCUACUGCUUCCAGUGCCUCAGCAGCUUCCUGAAGGAGCAGGACUUUUGUCCCGUGGACCGCCAGCAGCUGCAGAUGCACCAUUGCCGGCCCUCCAGCCUGCUGGUCAGGAACCUGCUGGACAAGCUGACCGUGCUCUGCCCACACCAAGCUGAGUGCCAGCAGCAGAUGCAGCGCUGCGAGCUGCAGCCCCACUUGCACAACAGAUGUCCUGUUUUCAGAAGGCUGAGGGAGGAGGCAGAGAGGAGGAAGAGACCCCCCUGGAAUGAGCUAAAGGGGAACAGGGCGGGGGGAGAGUCAGGCGCUGAUACCAAACAUACCCGUACCUCCACCCGGGACACCCAGCCCGAGCCUGGCCUCAUCAACCCUGCCUUCGAAGAGAGCGAGGACGAGACCUCCAUGCGGUCCAGCCUGGUGGCCGAGGCCAACGUGGUGGAGAUGAUUCGGGAGGAGCAGGAGUUGGGCCUGCGUAUUGUGGGAGGAAAGGACACGCCCCUGGGGAACAUAGUCAUCCAGGAGAUCAUUCGUGACUCACUGGCGGCCCGCGACGGCAGGCUGGCCCCAGGGGACCACAUUCUGGAGGUGAAUGACGUCAGCCUGGCGUCUAUCCCACACGGCCGGGCCAUCUCUGUGCUGCGGCGGCCAUGCCCUCUGCUCAGACUCAUCGUCAUGCAGGAGAAGGGCUUCAACCCUCGUCACCCGCAACGCCCUGGCCUCGAGCACCACACUCCCUCCUCCACCAUCAUGGCCACUGCCUCCCUUCCCUCUCACAGUCCCCACGGCACCGCCCACAACCAGGGCACGGUGAUCCAGGUGACGCUGGUAAAGAGGGAUCGCUCAGAGCCGCUGGGCAUCAAGCUGAUCCGCAAGUCGGAUGAGACGGGGGUCUUCAUUUUGGACCUGCUGGCGGGUGGGCUGGCGGCCAAGGACGGGAAACUAUGCAACAAUGACAAGGUGCUGGCCAUCAACGGGCAAGACUUGAGACAUGGCACCCCAGAGAACGCAGCACAGAUCAUACAGGCCAGUGAGGUGCGGGUGAACUUUGUGGUGAUGAGGCAGCCGGACGCCCAGGAGGAGGGGGGCAGUGGGGGAGAGGGGCAGGGCCGAGUGGCUAGGAGGGCUCCAGAACCCCAGUACUUCAGACGCCCCUCCACCUACAUGAAGGAUCCACCAGGGGGCUUCUCCAGCCAGGAGAAGAUGGUGAGUCUGAAGAAGGAGCCGAGACUCUCCCUGGGCAUCACCAUCGCCGGGGGGAGGGACUGCCGCAGCCGCCUGCCCGUCUACAUCACCAGUGUCCAGCCUGUUGGCUGCCUGCACCGAGACGGCACUAUCAAAAAAGGGGAUGUCUUGCUGAGCAUCAACGGCGUGGAUCUGACCCAGCUGACUUACAAUGAGGCGGUGUCGGUGCUGAAGGCCCAGACGGCUCAGGCCCAGGUGGUCCUCAGGGUCAUCCAGACCAUCUCAGAAGACCCAGAGGAUGAGGGGGAGGCCGCCAAGGAGGCCAUGGAGUCUGUGGAAAAUCCAAGGGAGGAUGACGCCAACUGGGCCCCGUUGUGGACCCGCUGGCUGGGGCUUUCCAGUCACAUGCACUGGUGCCGUGACAUCGUGUUGCUGAAGACCAAUCAGGAGAGCUGGGGCUUCAGCAUUGUGGGCGGCUUCGAGGAGACUCGCGGACAACAGCCGUUCUUCAUCAAGACCAUCGUGCCUGGUACACCCGUCUACCUCGACGGACGCCUCAAGUGUGGUGAUGAGAUUGUAGCUGUGAACGGAGCCACCACGGUGGGCAUGAACAACUCGUCCCUCAUCCCCAUGCUCAAGCUGCAGAAGAAUAAAGUCACACUGACUGUGGUGUCCUGGCCGGGGAGCCUGGUGUAGACACGCAUGCGUACGCACACGAAGAUACACACACACACACACACACACACACACACACAGACGCACAC